Suillus discolor is the source of this 2253-nucleotide messenger RNA. RefSeq lists its product as uncharacterized. The record is from RefSeq and is a predicted model, not a curated record. Bases 35 to 2122 code for a protein of 695 amino acids. NCBI's taxonomy places the organism in Eukaryota, Fungi, Basidiomycota, Agaricomycetes, Boletales, Suillaceae. The transcript is spliced from 8 exons.
ACAUAUCUUUGUAUCUCCAUCUGUAAUCUUUAAAAUGUCCAGACAUAGGCUUGUACGAAAUAUGAACAUCCAUGAUGAAUUGGAUGAUGCUGCAUUGUCCGACGGAGGAGACGAGCUCACUCCCGAGCAGCAUGCUCAAAUGACGUUCUGUCUUGAACAAAUCAGAGAGCUCAUUGGAGAUGAAGCAGUCUCAGGCCUCGACGAUGACUUCAUCAAGGAAACCCUAUGGGACCAGUACUUUAAUGUAGAGAGCAGUUUAUCGUAUUUGUAUGAUGAGCAAGACCGGAGAGCGUCAGCUAAAACUCGCAAAGUUGUUACCCCCCGUUUUGGAUCCCGUUUAUGGAACCGGCUACGCCGUAGACGAGACGAGGAACAGGAAGUGCGACCUGACAGUAUUGAUAUACUACCAUCGGAAGGCGAGGAGGUCCAUGAUGAACCACAAUACGUGGCUGGACCGACAGGCUACGAAUAUUACGAUGGCGACUUGGACCGACCUCGAGUUCCCCUCAUAGUAUUAGCACAGCAAGGUCAACAUGAGGUCUACUAUCCCGAGGAAUUUCCAGAAGAGGUCGACUCGGAUGAUAUACCAUUGGGCGUCUUGUCACGCGGCUCGAGGCUCAGCACCAUUACGGAGAUUACCGAAAGGACUGAACCCUCUCGCCACUGGCCUUCAAAACAGCAGCUCGUAGCUUUGAAUAAUCCACGUGCAUCAAUGAUCACUGAUACCACAACAUCGUACGGAGAAGUUAUUGAUACUCGCCAACGCAGUACCGUGGCGCUAGAAUAUCCUGAGACCGCGAUGGACCCAAACUUCAUCCCUCCAUCACCAUCGCCCUCCGCAGUACAACGUCUUUCGAGCUACGAAGCCGCUCCAUCGCUUGCUACAUCAGUAUCACAAUCUGAUAUACGCACAGAGCCACUUCCGCUUCCAACAGAGCGCGCAACAUCGCGUGCAAAAUCAUCAGUUGUUCCUGUACCACCUCUGGAUACUCUUCCCGAGAUUUCUGAUUUCCAGUCGAAAGCGAGCGGAAAACCGCUCCCUCCGAAGCCUCCAACCAGCAGUAAACCCUCUAAAUUAUCCAUGCUUGCGAGUUCUCGUGCAAGUACGAGGAGUUCUCGUUCAUCGGAUUUGGAGACGACUUCAAUACUUACUUACCCCGCCUUACGACCUACCGCUGAAAGUCGAUUAUCAUUUGCAACCACUAUAAAACCCCCACCUGCAGAGAAGAUACUUCCUUCUAUAAAGGCUCCGUCUACCACCCCUUCUUCUAUGUCUGGGCAUGUCAAACAGGCUAUCCAGACAGCUUUGGAGUUAGAAGCUCACGAUCGCGAAAGAAUUGCGAGACCUUCUCCAAAGAGCGAGUCGAGCACGGCGUCUAAGGCAUCGUCAGUUGCUACUGUCAAGCCAACGAUGCCACAUUCGCCACCUCGAGCUGACGCCACCCCAAACUUGCCCAUCAUGCGCCAAGAGGUUGAAGCGAAGGCCCGCCCUCAGUCCAAGCUCGCAGCGCUUGCCCAGGCGAAAGCCAGUGCCAAUACUAGUCUCAUGCCGAAGCUUCCGAAGUCCCCGCCCAGUUCGCCUCCAAAGGAGCUUCCUAAACCUCACACACAAUUUUUCACGCCCAUCGCAAAUGGAGCCACAGCUACUACUGCUAUAACCACAUCCUAUCAGUCACUCCAAAGUCUGUCUAGACCGCAGGCUCAAGAGCCUGCAUCGUUAGUUCAGAUGCCCGGUGCAGAGCCAAAGCAAUCUAAAUUGGCAAAGAGGAUCAAGAAAGCGAGUGAAAAACCACAGCCAACACCACCCGACGACGAUACCGAUUCCUGUGACAUCAUACAGUCUCCUUUAUUCAUACCAAAGCCAACUAACUCUCACAAGGCCACGCAUUCAGCUCACAAGUAUGGGAGGGAGGUGCCGAACCUUGUAAAGGUGUACGAAGCUUCCCAUUCGCAGAGCCACUCCAGCCUUGGUCUCUCACAGUCCCAACGACACAAGUCGUCUCGCCCUAGGGCUGCACUACCGGGGAUGAAGAUGAACUCGGGAUUUGCAUUUGACGUUCCAAGCCCUGACGAUAUCGUAUUCAACGCGCGUCGGGGAACUUCUUUUUCCCACAGACGGUGAACGAACCUUGGUUCCCUGCUCCAUCCGCCAUUCCUUUGUUGUAUUUCUCUACUCGCAUUUUUAUUUUAUUCAUUCAUUUUUCCGGAGGACUUGUUUUCUUGUUUGUUUGUUUCUUGUAGACCAGGUUGUGG